Molecule: messenger RNA, 894 nt
Organism: Zingiber officinale
Lineage: Eukaryota; Viridiplantae; Streptophyta; Magnoliopsida; Zingiberales; Zingiberaceae
Product: GTP-binding protein YPTM2-like
Exons: 8
Coding region: 150-761 (203 amino acids)
Molecular function (GO): GTPase activity; GTP binding
Source: RefSeq, a predicted model, not a curated record
GCCUCCUCGUUUCUCCCCGUCCUUCCUCUCUCGUCGCUAUUUUUGGGGGGUUUCGCCGACCGAAGCAGAAGAGCAAGCGCCUUCAAUCGCGAAUUCCAGGAGAGGUAUUGAGUAAGAGCUAAGCCGCCGGCCUACUGCCUGUGACCGCCAUGAAUCCGGAGUAUGACUAUCUAUUCAAACUUUUGCUUAUUGGAGACUCAGGCGUUGGAAAGUCAUGUUUGCUCCUGAGAUUUGCGGAUGAUUCCUACCUGGAAAGUUACAUAAGUACUAUCGGAGUUGAUUUUAAAAUACGCACAGUCGAGCAGGAUGGGAAGACCAUUAAGCUUCAAAUUUGGGAUACUGCUGGGCAAGAGCGUUUCAGAACAAUUACAAGCAGCUAUUACCGAGGUGCCCAUGGCAUCAUUGUGGUGUAUGAUGUGACAGACCAGGAGAGCUUCAAUAAUGUGAAGACUUGGCUAAAUGAGAUCGACAGAUAUGCAAGUGAUAAUGUGAACAAGCUUCUGGUGGGCAACAAAAGCGAUCUUACUGCAAAUAAAGUUGUCUCUUACGAGAUAGCCAAGGCGUUCGCAGAUGAGAUCGGCAUCCCUUUCGUGGAGACUAGUGCGAAAAAUGCUACCAAUGUGGAGCAGGCCUUCAUGGCCAUGACUACUGCCAUCAAGAACAGGAUGGCUAGCCAACCAGCCGGAAACAAUGCCAGGCCACCGACAGUACAAAUCCGUGGACAACCGGUGAAUCAGAAGAGCACCUGCUGCUCAUCCUGAGCAUUUUGAUGGUUGCAUGUAAAAAUUAUCAUCUGCUGUUAUUAUGAUUUCAUGCCCCCGUUUCAUGUUAUUUAGUCAUUGUUUGUACAAUAUUGGAGAUUUUCUGUUAUAAUUAAUUAUCUUGUUCCUUUAA